This is a messenger RNA of Stereum hirsutum FP-91666 SS1, 2172 nucleotides long. RefSeq names its product alcohol oxidase. Bases 46 to 1914 code for a protein of 622 amino acids. Gene Ontology annotation, molecular function: oxidoreductase activity, acting on CH-OH group of donors; flavin adenine dinucleotide binding. The record is from RefSeq and is a predicted model, not a curated record. The transcript has 18 exons. NCBI's taxonomy places the organism in Eukaryota, Fungi, Basidiomycota, Agaricomycetes, Russulales, Stereaceae.
CGGAUCUUUUCGCUAAAUUUGCACAAUCUUACUCCCUCGUCCAUAAUGUCCUCCUUCGUGGCCCGAGUAGCCCUUUCUGCGCUGCUAUGCGGAAGCCUUGUGGUUGCUGACCUAGGCUGUUCAUCCUCGACCACUGUUUCAGACGUUCAAAACCAGACAUUCGAUUACAUUAUCGUCGGUGGAGGAACCGCGGGGCUCGUGGUAGCGGCGCGUCUUUCCGAAGAUUCUAAUUCAACUGUGUUGGUGCUGGAAGCUGGGGAUGCCCACCUAGACGAUCCUGAGAUCCUGACUCCGUCAAAGCUCUCGGGCAUCAUCGGAAACACAACUUACGACUGGAGCUUUCCCAUCGUACCGCAGGAACAUGCUAACGGUACAGUGAUCAACAUGUCUCGGGGCAAGGCUCUAGGCGGGUGCUCUGCUAUCAAUGCUUUGAUUUGGGAUCGUUCUGCCAAGGAAGAGUACGACAUGGUGGCGGCACUCGGAAAUUUGGGGUGGGAUUGGGACGGGUUGGAGCCAUACUAUCAGAAGGCCGAAACCUUCACUCCACCCGAUCCGGCAUUCGCCGCUGAGUGGAACUUGACCUACGAUAGUUCUCAACUGGGACAGGCGGGGCCGAUCAACGCCACCUUUAUUAACUACCUCCCGGAAUGUGAAAGGGCCGUAGAACCGGCCGGGUUGGAACUAGGAUUGGACCUCGUCAGGAAUCCAAUGGACGGUGUCACAUCCGGCAUUUGGAGAACCCCUGCGAGCAUGGAUCCCAUUUCACGGACCAGGGCAUACUCUGCUAAUAGCUACUAUACUCCCAACAGUGGUCGCUGCAAUCUAUUUGUUUUCGCCGCCGCUCACGCCACGUCGAUCCUUUGGAAUUCAUCGAACCAAACGUCGAAUGCAACCGCUAGCGGCGUAUCCUUUUAUUCGAACGGCACCAAUUACACCGUUAAUGCUUCCAAAGAGGUCAUCCUUUCCGCGGGUAGUAUCGGUAGCCCUUGGCUGUUGGAGCUCAGUGGAGUUGGGUCACCAGACUUGCUAAGCGGUCUUGGGAUUGAGCCAGUCGUCGACCUUCCAACCGUUGGCGAAAACAUGCAAGAUCACAUAUACGUCAUGGUGUCGUACAAACUCAAGGCCGGCAUCGAGUCGGUGGACGAACUCACCCUUAACGCGACAUUCGCGGCCGAACAGGACCAACUUUAUGCCGAGUCUCCCGCAUCUGGUGCCAAUGGUUACAUUGCCACGGGAAUGACGUUCCUGAACUUGCACAAAUUCAUACCGUCCUACGACGAUCUCAUCUCAAACCUCGAAUCGAAGCUCUCGUCCAAUGGUUCGACAGACCAGCAGCAGAAUCAAUUGGCUUUCGUGACCAGCAACACCUCUACGGUCGUAGAGAUUUUACUUGAGGGAGCGCAUGAAACUACGGAGGCUACCGAUGGCACCAGUUCAUACGUCACUUUCCUCACACUGAUGCAGCAGCCAUUCUCCCGCGGGUCAACUCACGCUUCCUCCGCGAGUGCCUUCGACUAUCCGACCAUCAAUCCUAAUUACUUUGACUUCGACUUCGACUUGGACGUCUUGUCCGGCGUGGCGCAGUAUGUUCGCUCAACACUCUCCAAGACCGAAGCAUGGAGCGCUGUGCUUGAAGAAGAGACAUACCCGGCAUCUGCGGUAAACUCUACUGACGAGUGGAACUCGUGGGUGAAGUCGACGUUUCAGUCACAAGGGCACACUACUGGAACGUGCUCUAUGCUUCCCCAGAGUGACGGAGGUGUUGUCGAUUCGAACUUGAAGGUGUAUGGAACCACCAAUGUCAGGGUGGUGGAUUUAUCGAUCAUGCCUCAACAGUUCUCCGGUCACCCGCAAGGGCUUGCAUAUGCGAUUGCCGAGAAGGGCGCCGACAUCAUCAAAGCGGCGAACAGCUAGAGCAGCAUGACUCCGAUCUAGUCCGGCUCGUGUCAUCCCAUCCGCUUCCUCUCACCACUCAUUUAUUCUCCCACAUUUGGUUAUAUUUAUUUACUGUGGCCUAUGGUCGCAGAACUUUUCCGUUCCUUCAUAUGCUGCUUUAUCGGACAGGUCGCAUGAUAUGUCGCGUAUGAUCAGAUGUAUAUUUUCAGUAAUAAUUAGGGUUCUUUUUUGCAUGUGCCUUCGUACUUGUCCUUGGUCGAAGCACUACAUGCUGCG